This is a messenger RNA of Trichoderma aggressivum f. europaeum, 849 nucleotides long. RefSeq lists its product as uncharacterized. Gene Ontology annotation, cellular component: ribosome; cytosolic large ribosomal subunit. Lineage: Eukaryota; Fungi; Ascomycota; Sordariomycetes; Hypocreales; Hypocreaceae. The transcript has 3 exons. The coding region runs from base 1 to 849 and encodes 282 amino acids. The record is from RefSeq and is a predicted model, not a curated record. Gene Ontology annotation, biological process: cytoplasmic translation; ribosomal large subunit assembly. Gene Ontology annotation, molecular function: RNA binding; structural constituent of ribosome.
AUGUCCCACCAGCAAGCGGGAAUGGCUGCUACGGAUGGGCGCCCGGCGCUCACAAAGAAAUCCAACAUUUCCGUUCGGGUGAACAUCACGAACGUGUCUUCCUCAUCCUCUCCACACCCACAUAUCAGACACCCCGAGAGAGUCAAUAUGUCGGCCAAGCCCACGACCAAGCAGUUCGGGAAGUCGACCCGGGAGGUUCCCGCCUCCGCGGACCAGGCGAAGAAGUGGUACCCUGCCGACGACGAGAGCCAGCCGAAGAAGGUUCGCAAGGCCGUCCGAUCUUGGUCCGCCCGAAAGACCCUCCAGCCUGGUACCGUCCUGAUCCUCCUCGCUGGCCGCUUCCGCGGCAAGCGUGUCGUCCUUCUCAAGACUCUCGACCAGGGUGUUCUCCUCGUCACUGGUCCCUUCAAGAUCAACGGCGUUCCCCUGCGAAGAGUCAACGCCCGAUACGUCAUCGCCACCUCCUACAAGGUCGACAUCUCCGGCCUUGACGCCGCCAAGAUCGAGGAGAUCUCUCAGCCCAAGUACUUCACCGCCGAGAAGGCCAAGGAGAAGGCUUCCGCUGAGGCUUUCUUCAAGCAGGGAGAGAAGCCCCAGGUAUGUGCAAGAAAAUUUCAAGAAGAAGAAGAAAAAAAGCUGGAGAUGAGGAGGAAGCAAGAGAAGCGUGGAUUUGCUAACAAGAGGCUUGAAUUACAGAAGAAGGAGAUCAACAGCAGCCGUGCUGCCGACCAGAAGGCCGUCGACAAGGCCCUGCUUGCUAGCAUCAAGAAGGUGGAUCUGUUGGCCAGCUACCUCGCCAGCACCUUCAGCCUGCGGAAGGGUGACAAGCCCCACGAGAUGGCGUGGUAA